Necator americanus (New World hookworm) is the source of this 1587-nucleotide messenger RNA. RefSeq lists its product as uncharacterized. Gene Ontology annotation, molecular function: transmembrane transporter activity. Gene Ontology annotation, biological process: transmembrane transport. The transcript is spliced from 15 exons. NCBI's taxonomy places the organism in Eukaryota, Metazoa, Nematoda, Chromadorea, Rhabditida, Ancylostomatidae. The record is from RefSeq and is a predicted model, not a curated record. Bases 1 to 1587 code for a protein of 528 amino acids. Gene Ontology annotation, cellular component: membrane.
AUGCCUUUAGGGGAAAUAAUGAAUUACGAUUUUGCAGGAUACUACCGGUUCGACAUCCUCAUCUUGCUAACAUAUCAGAUGAACCAUUUCUUUGGCGUUCAACAACUGUUCCCCAUUUUCCUCAAUCACACCCCCAAAACUGUAUGUCAAGGUGAGCGAUGUUACUACGUGCCGAAGAACAAAUGUAUGGAUUGCCCAGACUGCCCGGAUCUUUGCGCAAAUGCCACCACAUCCGCGGCAAAGUCUGAAUGCGUCACCAAAUACUCACAUGCAUAUUACAAGUCCGCUGCCAUGGAAUUCAAUAUAUACUGUAAACCCGGGUGGAAGGAUUUCCGCCCUGCUUUCGCGCAAUACUUAGGUGUGUUGAUUGGAAACAUUAUUCUUGGAUGGGUUGCCGAUCAAAUUGGACGUCGAAAGACUUACCUGCUGUCACUUUUCAUCGGAAUACCAGCUUUGGCGCUUUCUGGAGCCUUCGAUAACAUUGCUGUAUUCUACUUCCUUAGAGCGGUCACUGGUAUUGGAAUUGCUGGCACAAUGGUAGUCGGAUGGGCGUACUUCUCAGAAUUGGUGUCACCGCAUCAAAGAUUCAAGCUGAGAACGUUCAGUAACUGGGCUAAUGGUCGUAUUAUGCUGACUCUGGUCUGUCUCUUUGCUGGCGAAUGGCGUCUAUCGUCGUAUCUCUCAGCUGCAAUCUCCUGCAUCAAACUAUGCAUCGUGCUGUUCAUAUUACCCGAGAGUCAUAUAUGGCUCAGGAAAAAGGGACGUUUCGUUGAAAGCGAGGAAAGCCGCAAGCGUAUUGCAUACUUGUCUGGAAUGGAAUUCGAGCCGAUGGAACCACCAGAGGACAAAGGUGAAACGAAACAACCGGAAAAGUCUGUCAGCAUCCUUGACGUAUUCAAGGAGCCUACACUGAGACGAAACCUUCUAGUGUUAUGGGUGAUGUGGUUUGUUACCGGCAUGACUGCGUAUCUAACUGAUCUCUGCGGUGGUGACAUGACGAAAAACUUCUGGGUGGGACAGUUCCUCUCCGGAAUUCUGCUUUCGGUCGUGAGAAUCAUCAUCGGAUUCGCUGACGGAUUCCUGCCAUGGAUGGGUCGUCGCUUCGUGCUGCUGGUCUCCCAGGGUCUUGCUGUUGGAUUCUUCGCUUGUGUCAUUGCAUUCUUGUACAUGGGAGCUAAAGGCGAAUGGUACUACACUGCUGUCUAUCUAGCCGCUUUCGUCUUCACUUCAAUUGUUUGGGAACCAUGUUACCUGUGUGCUUCGGAGCUCAUGCCUACCGAUGUCCGUGCCACUAGCACCGCUUCCUGCUCGAUUAUUGGACGUGUCGCAAAUAUUGGAGCUUCCAUGCUCAGCGGUCUCAAAACUAUCUACGAACCGGGUGUCCAUAUGAUCUCUAUGGUUUGCGGACUCUCAAACAUACUUGUUGCGUUUAUCUGGCUACAGGAGACCAAGAACUGCAGUUUGGACAGUGCCGGAAAGAAACCUGAAGAUGCGAAAGCGGAUGCUAAGGAGAUGGAAACACUUCUACCAAAGGCGGAAAACGCAGCGGACACAGGUUCGGUCCCGAAGUCAGAUGAGAAGCACUAG